This is a messenger RNA of Cooperia oncophora, 390 nucleotides long. NCBI's taxonomy places the organism in Eukaryota, Metazoa, Nematoda, Chromadorea, Rhabditida, Trichostrongylidae. The record is from the annotation of a GenBank genome assembly.
AUGGAUCAACGCAGUAGAGACAUCCGCACUUGCCUUCUGUAUGAAUUUAAACUUCGACGAUGUGCUACACUCGCUCAAAAAAAUUUGGUAAAAGCGUUUGGUGAAAACAGUAUGUCUCUUGACACUGUGAGAAGAUGGUACCGAAGAUUUCGACAUGGCUAUGAAUCUGUGGACUAUCGAAAAAAAGGACCGGUCAAAGUCGACGACGAUCUUUUGGAGGAAAUGGCCAACACCAAAAUGUCAGCUUCAGAGAUGGCGAAAUUUUUCGGUGUUCAAAUUGCGACGAUCAAUAUGCAUUUAAAGAAUAUUUCACAAGGCCGAAAAACAACGUUUCUUAAUCGACAGUCUAAGGCAGCGGGCAAGUUGACCAGGAUGCAGACAUUGAAUUGA